Mizuhopecten yessoensis (Yesso scallop) is the source of this 6253-nucleotide messenger RNA. RefSeq names its product putative mediator of RNA polymerase II transcription subunit 26. The coding region runs from base 151 to 5037 and encodes 1628 amino acids. The transcript is spliced from 2 exons. The record is from RefSeq and is a predicted model, not a curated record. Lineage: Eukaryota; Metazoa; Mollusca; Bivalvia; Pectinida; Pectinidae.
GUGACAGGCCCCGAUACUCUUACCUCACUGGUACAUAGGAAGGAAAGAUGAACGAGGCUAUUAUGAUCGGUGAAUAUUAAUUAAUGUUUCACGGUAUUAAUAGUCAGAUGUUGAACAGAUACUAUACACGUAAUACCAGGUCUGGCCGGUAUGGGGUCCUUUCGCCAAUGUCUACUGUAUGGGAUUAUCAUCUCUGUGACUUCGUGGAAUCUGUGUUUAUGUAAUCCACACAUGAGGUUGCAUAGCCGACCAGCAGAAACCCAGUCCCAACCCCGUGUAACCAGCACUAAUCAGCAAGGAGGGGGACAGCAACUAAACGCCUUAGAUGUAAUCGAGUUGUUGAAAGCAAAAAACCUCGUCCGUGAUACGUCUGUGACAAAAACCUUACCAUCUAUAUCAAACUUCGACCCAACGCAAUUAGAAAAUAGACUAUUUAACCAUCCUAUGUUGGCGGAUGCAGCGUCGCCUAGUGGUGAACAAAUGUCACUGACCCGUGAUGCUAAUUCACAAGCACAAAACCAUGUUUCUGACCCUAGGUCUGGGUUUGAUACAGUUGUGUCAGGUAACCAUGCUCAACAUGCAAUGUCAUUUCAGAGGGCCGACCCAAAACAGGUGAAUCCACAACUGCAAGCCAAUCAGCAACAACAUAAUCAGUCCGGUCACCAACAACAGCAACAACAUAAUCAGCCCGGUCACCAACAACAGCAACAACAUAAUCAGCAACCGGAAAAUCCGUCUCAUAUCAAUCUGCAACAACAGUUUCCUAGUUUAUGGCAACAGCAACACGUUUUCCAAAAUCAAGGACCAAAGCAUAAUGUUCAGCAGUUUCAGCAACAUCGGUUACGCAAGCCGCUUCAACCUAGUCAGCAUUCAAAUCAUCACAGUCGACACGGUCAAUGGUUACAACAGCAACAAACAAACAAUGCACAGCAGCAUCACCACGAGCAUCAACAGCACGAAGAGAAAAAACAACAGAGUAAUCAGAACGUGAAUCUACUGCAGCAACAUCAAUCUCUGCAGGUACAAAACCAGCACCAGCAGCAUCAACCGCAGAAAAAUAAACAGCAGAUGCCACAGCAAGCAAAUCAGCAUAUAACACAUGCAGCAAACCAGCAGAUACCCCAGCAAUCAGGCCAGCAGAUACCACAGCAAGCAAACCAGCAUAUAACACAUGCAGCAAACCAGCAGAUAUCCCAGCAAGCAAACCAGCAGAUAACGCAGACAGCGAGCCAGCAGCAGAUGCAACAUAGCCACGCGAUGCAACAACAGCAAGCAGAACAAGUAAAACAUCAUAAUCAACAACCUUUUAACCCACAACAAAAACAACAGCAGCAAGAAUAUAAGAACCAACAGAUUCACAUCCAGCUUCAUCAGCAGCAAACCGCUGAAGGAAUUGUGCCUCAGAAUCACGUCAGUACCGGUGCAGUGAAGCGUGGUAAAAUACGACUGCAUCCACAAGUAGAUCGUAAAUUUAUUGGCAACGCUAUGGCACACUCAAUGCGAAAUCAUGGAACGCCAAACCUUCUACAGCAGCAGUUUCAGUUUACUUCAGGCGAUCGGUUUCAAACUCAACAGUUUACACAACCAACAGUUACCAACCCAGCAUCGUCUAGUCCUUUCACACAACAGCCGAUCGAUUUUCAACGUGUGCACAACUUCCCAACCCAAAACCAAAUUCCUUCAAGUACAUUUGUAAAUACAGUACCUCCAGUCCAUCAUACUGGAAAGCAAAGCCACGUGAAUCCAACCAAACCAGCAGUUAAUCUACAAUCACCGAGUCCUUUGCCAUCACCGAUUUUACGUGAGUUUGUGGAACAACCCCUUGUUGCACAACCUUUUCAAAAUGGAGAUAGCGUAAACUCCCAAUCUAAUAUACAGACAUUACGAUCACACAGUGUUGUAAUGAAUGAACAUGUCAAUUCAAUGCCGCACGUCCAGACGUCCUUUGAAAGAAGGAGCAGCAACAUGGAACAAGGUUUUCAUCAACAGCCACAGAGCCCAGGUCAGUCAGCCAUGGAUGUCCAUUUAUCUAUGGUUCAAAAAGGAGCAUCUGACCCAACAGCACAUACUGGUAAAGGAGGCGCACAAUUAACAAUGUCUGAAACAUUUCAAUCUAGUACUGCAAAUAAAGGUUCAAUGACGUCUACAUCUAGUCACCUGCAGGCAGAGAGACGAGCUGCGCCGGGAUUUAUCGAACCAAGUAAUACAUUUCAACCGCAGACUGGAUCCCCACCAAAACAACUUGCUGGACAGACAACACUACCGGCAUUACUUAAACCGGUGUAUCUGGAGCCACAGGUUAAAUCUCCACCUGUAGCCACCGUCGCAGGCAAUACCAACACACAGGACUUGUCCGUUCUACAACAGAUGGUUGCUUCUAGCUUUCCUACAGCUAACACUCUGGACCCAGCAAACAUCGCCUAUCAAGCGCCACAUGGAGCACCUAUCGAACAGAACAACGGGCUAGCAGCAACUACUGGUACACUUCAACCAAUACAUGCCAGCCAAUCAAAAGCUAACAAUCAUGGCCUGCACAACGUUAUGCAAAGCAUCAAAGAUAUCGGGAAGCUGCAACCGGUUUUAGCGAGCCAGCCAAAUUCACAAAAUAAUGCUUGGAUAUCAAAUACCAAUAACCAAGGCACUGGUACUCAACACUCUAUUUCGAAUUUAAAAGCAAGUGGGGAGCUUCAGCCUGUCUUUGUUAACCGACAAAACCCUAAUAAUAAUCAAAACCAGCAACCUAUUUUGUUUUCCAGUCCAACUGCUACAGCCGUGUCCAGCCAAUGGCAGGAAUUGACAUCGCAAUUGUCGUCUACGGGACAGCAUGGAUUUAACACUGGUGCAGCUGGAACUACAACUGGACAAGUACAAACACAAGUGUCUAGCAGUGGAGUGUCCCCUAGUAAACCCGAUCCAGCGCAAGCCUUAUAUGACACCAUGUUUAGUACACAAAACCAGAGAAACAAAAUCGAAUUCCAGUCUACGUCAACGGGAGGAAAGAUACCUAAUGGACCUAAUCCAGUAUUAACUCUGCAACAUUUAAACGAGCCUGUGAGAGCAAUAUCUCCAAAAACUAAAGAUACUUUAAACUCAAACAACAUUGCUUCUACCACGGUGCAGUUAUCUACCUCUUCGUCCUCACAAAAUGGUCAGCAUCAGUCCCACAUGCUACCAGCUGCCAGCCACGCGCCUACCUCAACCCGACAGCAUGCUAACUCUGGAGGACAACCACAGGCCAUGGUCCGCGCAGUUACAGUAAACAGACAGAGCAGUAACACUGGCCAAUCAAACACGGUUGGGUCUAUUUUCCCAGCAGCAGGAGAGCCAUCCAAUAAUAAUUUCGGACAAGCAUUGGGUGUGGGAUCGGAAGCGUAUCUAGGAGGUCCUAACAACCAGGAACAUCGCUCUUUAUCUUCGUCUACAGUUAGUAUCAUCAUUAAACCACAGAGUACAAUAGGUCAAUCAACGGCAUCCAAUUCUCAAACCAACGGCCGUAUGGCAUUCAACAAACAAACCCAAUCUAGUAACCCUAUUGUUCAGGGAACAGAUACAACCCAGGUUCGGAAUAUUCAGAAUGCGAAUUUAAACCAACACAGCCAGACAUUUGGUCCCGUACAUAUGUCAGGAGGUGGUCAUACGAUGACGAAUGGUCAGGAAGGUCAACAAAUUAUAAGUCAAAAUGAAAUCAGUAACCAAGGUCUACAGACAACCAAUCAUCAGGUUCAACAAUCAAGUAAUAAGCAUCAGGGCAAGCAAACAAUAAAUAACCAAGAUCUGCAGACAUUCAAUAGUAAUGGCCAGCAUAUAAUGUCUAUCCAAGGUCCGCAAAUACAAAGCCAAAUGACAAACAGCAAUAACGGACAGCCUGCCCAACAGGCUAUUUUAAAUGAAAUAAUUGCUCAACAAGCAAAUAAUCAACAAAUGGGCAGUCUCCAACUGAAUAACGCACAGACAAUGAACAGUCAUUUACAAACCAAUCAACACAUCAAUGGUCAACAGCUGAACACCCAACAGGCCGUGAACAACCAAUUAAACAGCAAUCAAAUGAACAUCCAACAGGCCGUGAACAACCAAUUAGACAACAAUCAAAUGAACACCCAGCAGGCAGUGAACAACCAAUUAAACAACAAUCAAAUGAACACCCAGCAGGCCGUGAACAACCAAUUAGACAACAAUCAAAUGAACACCCAACAGGCUGUGAACACCCAAUUAAACAACAAUCAAAUGAACACACAGCAGGCCAUGAACAACCAAUUAAACAGCAAUCAAAUGAACACACAGCAGGCCAUGAACAACCAAUUAAACAAUCAACAAAUGAACAUCCAACAGGCCGUGAACAACCAAUUAGACAACAAUCAAAUGAACACACAGCAGACCAUGAACAACCAAUUAAACAACAAUCAAAUGAACACACAGCAGGCCGUGAACAUCCAAUUAAACAACAAUCAAAUGAACACACAGCAGGCAGUGAACAACCAAUUAAACAACAAUCAAAUGAGCGCACAGCAGGUCGUGAACAACCCAUUAGAAAACAAUCAAAUGAACACCCAGCAGGCAGUGAACAACCAAUUAAACAGCGACCAAAUCAUGAAUAAUCAGCAACAAAAUAAUCAGUGGACCGUAAACAGUCAACAACUGAACAAUAAUGAACAAAUAAAUGGUCAACAGACCAUGAACAACCAGCAGAUCAUAAGUAAUCAAGACGUGAACAAUCAGCCAAUGGUAAAUAGUCCGUCAGGACGACAUGUAUCAGCGGUCGGUACAACCACAGGCUCCGAGGUAACAUCUGCUCAAAGCCAAUCGUUACAGCCAGGCUUAAUACACACAGCGACUGAAGUCCAGCCGAGCCAGGUAGCGAAUAAUCAAUUUACAAGAACACAGAGAAAUACCGGUAUUAGAAACUCUAAACAGGUUGGUCUAAAAGGACCGAUAGAUCCGGUUGCUAAGGCAAAAAUGCAGGCAAACAUAAAAAGGUUGUUAAAUGCCGGUUAUGAGCCUGAGGAAAUUCUAGAAAUAUAUAGAGUGGAAUUAGGCUAGUUGAAGGGUAUAAUAAUAUUUUGUUUUUGAAAUAUUUUGUAUUUCAAUCCAGCGUCUUCACGAAAUGUGUCUGGAUAUCCUGAUGCAGUGUACAUUUGUUAUUGAAUACAAAACAUGUUAUUUGAUAUUUAUCAAACGCGAGGCUAACAUAGAAUUUUUAAAUGUUAAUGGCUUUUACCUGUAUAUAUUAUCAAUUUAAGCGAGUUAAUGAUCCACGGUAAACAAAAAUGCUGAGGUAAACAGAUACAAAAAUUCCCAAUAUAGCCUUGUCCCAAACUUUGAUUUUCACAUGUUCAUCGUAGAUCUGUUUCUGACCACACUGUUGUAUUUAAACAAUGAAAGGGUCAGUUGGAAAUGAAUGGCAAUUGAACGACCAUAUGAAUGGUGCUAAGUAACUAUCACAUUACUACAAUGAGUCGCAUCACGUGACUAUUGUGUUACUUAUAAUCAGUGUUAUACAUGCUUUUAUUGGCUUAUUACGUCAUGUUAUCACGUCUUUGGUCAUAACAGAGCUACCAAAAAGGCAUGACGCAUUUAAUCAAAAUAAUAUAUACAUGAAUUAAUAUAAUGCGUUUUGAAAAUUAACGAUGACCAUUGAAAACAUAUUUCGCAAUUAACCGGAAACUGUGCUGGUAAAUUGAAAAACAGGAUUUUGAUUGUGUUUCCAUUUCGGAUUUUUUUGUGAUUUCAAUGUCGUCAACUUUUCGCGAUGAUUUAAUUUCAACAAGUUCAAAAAUAGAUUCAUUCCUAAUAUGAAUCGUCAAUUGUAGGGACUAUUUCGCCUUAACACCACCAGUGCGUGAUUUAAAUAGCGUAUCCUUGCCGGUAAACCUCCUUGUUUACAUAAUGCGUUGUAAAUAUAGUUUCACUUUGUGAUAAACAUAUUAUAUAUGUAUAGAGUUCACAUUGUAAUAUAUGCAUAACGUCCCAUUGGGUAUAUUUAUAAUAUCCGUUUAAAGUGUUUUAUCAUAUUAUUUGUUAAUGACAACGUUGUAUAAUAAACUGACAAAUAAAUAACGAUAAAUAACGUUGUUUUAUGUAUUUAUUUAAUGAAUCUCAGGGGUGUUUUAAUACAGCUUGUGCGUGCCCUGGCGUCUUUUGAUUCAGACAGUACAUAUUAAAUGUUGAAUGUGUGUUUGAUUGGUUAAAGUAGCAAUUUACCAAAAAUGCGAAAUCUGUUUAAGAUACGGAUUAGACUAUUUUGCCUUUAACUCCU